CAAUGUAUUGGCAAUGGCAACCCGCCGUCUCCGAUCAUCCAGGGAAAAAUCCGCCGCCGUAGAAUGAGCAAACGUCUACUCAAGUCUGCAGCAUUUCCGCCGCCUCCGCCUCGCCUGAGCUCAUUCAAACUCUCCACGAGGUUCCUCAGCACCGGAGAUACUCUUGAAGGCUUGAUUUCCGACCAGGAAAUCAACGAUACUCCUCCGACUCAACAAUUUUCAACCGAAGACUUGACGUUCAUAAGAAAUUCGAUUUCUGGCCCCGGGGAAUUUGAUUUGAACAAAUGUUCCUCACUUGCUGUUUCGAUAGCAAGUUCAAUCAGAGGCUACAACGACGGAUUGGGGGAGAAAUCGGAGAGAUUCCUUCGGCGGUUUCGGGAGAAGCUCGACGGAGAAUUAGUGGCCAAUGUGCUGAGAAGCGUGGGGAAUGUCGAAUUAGGGGUUAGGUUUUUCAUUUGGGCAGGAAGGCAGAUUGGAUAUGCUCAUUCUACGGCGGUUUACGAUGCGUUGGUUGAAUUGUUGGAAAGAGGCAACGACGACAGAAUCGACGAUCAAUUCCUGCGUGAGAUAGGGAGCGACGACGGCGAAGCUUUGGGUAAACUGCUCAAUUUCCUGAUUCAAAAGCGCUGCCAUGGCGGAAACUGGAAUUCGGCAUUGGAGGAGCUGGGAAGGCUGAAGGAUCUAGGGUACAAGCCUUCAAGGGUAACGUACAAUACAUUGAUGCAUGCUUUCUUAACUGCUGGAAACAUGGACAGUGCAUUGUUGCUUCAUAGGGAAAUGCUGCAUUUAGGUUUUAAGAUGGAUAAACAUGUCUUAGGUUCUUUCUUACAUUUCUUAUGCAAAAUUGGGAGAUGGAGAGAUGCUCUGAAUUCGAUCGAAAAGGAGAAUGUUCAUCCAGAUACUGUAAUUUACACAAGAAUGAUUGUAGGGUUGUGUGAGGCCUCGUUGUUUGACGAGGCCAUGGAGUUUCUCGAUCGAAUGAGAUCGAAUUCGUGUGUCCCGAAUGUGAAAACGUAUCGAGCAUUGCUUUGCGGGUGCUUGAAUAAGGGAAAGCUCGGUAGGUGUAAGAGAAUUCUUGUGAUGAUGAUCGGAGAAGGUUGUUAUCCGAGUCCGAAGAUAUUUUGUUCUCUUGUCGACGCUUAUUGCAAGUCGGGGGAUUAUUCGUAUGCGUAUAAGUUGUUUAAAAGAAUGUCGGAUUGCGGGUGUGAUCCCGGUUAUGUUGUGUAUAAUAUUUUCAUCGGAAGUGUUUGCGGGAGCGAGAAGGCUCCGAGCCGCGAAGUUAUGGAAUUGGCUGAGAAAGCGUACGACGAAAUGGUCGAUUCUGGAUUGUUGUUGAAUAGGGUCAAUGUUAGCAAUUUUGCUCGGUGUCUUUGCGAGUUUGGGAAGUAUGAUAAGGCGUAUAGCGUGAUCGGUGAAACGACGAAAAUGGGGUUCGUCGCGGAUGCGGGUACGUACAACCAAGUUAUCGGUUUUCUAUUCGAUGGAUCGAGAGUGGACAAAGCGCUUUCGUUGUUCCAAGAAAUGAAAAGGAAAGGUAUUAUUCCGAAUGUGUUCACUUACUCGAUUAUGAUCGAUAGGUUUUGCAAAGUUGGAUUGAUUCAGCAGGCUCGACGCUGGUUCGACGAAAUGGUGGAGAAUGAAUGCGCGCCUACCGUCGUAACGUACACGUCAAUGAUCCACACUUAUCUUAAAGAGGGGAAGAUAUCGAACGCGAAUGAAAUAUUCGAGACUAUGCUGUCGAACGGAUGCGUUCCGAAUGUUGUCACUUUUUCAGCUCUGAUCGACGGGUUUUGCAAAGCCGGGGACACGGAUACGGCUUGCGCUAUUUAUGAAAAAAUGAGAGGGAGUACCAACGUACACGACGUCGAUGUGUAUUUCCAAACGUCGAGCGAAAAUCUUGAAGCGCCGAAUGUGAUUACGUACGGAGCUUUAAUCGACGGAUUGUGCAAAAAGCAUCGAGUGAGAGAAGCUCGGGAUCUUCUAAACGCAAUGACCGACGAGGGCUGCGAGCCAAAUCAUAUCGUUUACGACGCUCUUAUCGACGGAUUUUGCAAGGCGGGGAAACUCGACGACGCCCAAAAAGUGUUAUCUAAAAUGUCAGAGUGCGGAUACGCUCCGAACGUAUAUACCUACAGCACUUUAAUCGAUCGGGUCUUUAAAGAGAAACGGAUGGAUCUCGCCGUCGAGCUACUCGCUAAAAUGCUCGAAUUCUCUUGCCCGCCUAACGUCGUAACGUAUACGGCGAUGGUCGACGGGCUGUGUAAAGUCGGGAAAACUGACGAGGCGCAGAAGCUGAUGGUGAUGAUGGAGGAGAAGGGUUGCAAACCGAACGUCGUGACGUAUACGGCGAUGAUCGACGGGUUAGGGAAAGCCGGGAAAGUCGAUCGAAGCUUGAAACUCUUCGACGACAUGAUUGGGAAGGGUUGCGCUCCGAAUUACAUCACGUAUACGGUUUUGAUAAAUCAUUGCUGCACCGGGGGGCGGUUGGAUGACGCGUAUCGACUCGUCGAGGAGAUGAAACGGACGCAUUGGCCUCGUCGGUUGGCGAAGUCGAACUCUCGGAAGGUUUUCGAUGGGUUCGGCGUGGAAUUUUUGUCGAGUCUCGAGUUGAUGGAGGAGAUGGGUAGAGAUUGUUCAUCGUCGCCGCUUGCUCCGGUUUACAGAGUUCUGAUCGAUAGUUUUCGGAAGGCCGGAAGGCUGGAAAUGGCGAUGAAGCUGCAUAAUGAGUUAACUUUUGAAGAUAACGGUAACUAACUGACUCGCAACGGUCAUAUGAAAAUAGAGGUAUUUUGUUGUAGCUUUAGACUAUAGCUUGAUCUGAUCUGGAAUCGAAUUUGUACUGUAGAUUGUUAGAUUGUUGUUAUGUAGCUCUUUGGGUAUAUACGUGAAAGUAUUUGUUUACAUACACAUACAUACA
Molecule: messenger RNA, 2917 nt
Organism: Andrographis paniculata
Lineage: Eukaryota; Viridiplantae; Streptophyta; Magnoliopsida; Lamiales; Acanthaceae
Product: pentatricopeptide repeat-containing protein At1g06710, mitochondrial
Exons: 1
Coding region: 64-2754 (896 amino acids)
Molecular function (GO): protein binding
Source: RefSeq, a predicted model, not a curated record